AUGGGGUGCACAGCUUCUAAGCUUGAUAACGAGGAAACGGUACGGCGGUGCAAGGAGCGCCGCCGCUUCAUGAAGGACGCAGUUUACGCUCGCCACUACCUAGCGGCAGCGCAUUCUGAAUACUGUAACUCACUUCGCCUCACCGGUUCCGCACUCUGUACAUUCGCCGCCGGUGAACCUCUUGCCGUCUCCGAUGAUAUCCCUGCCGUUUUUGUCAACGCACCUAAGCAGAACAUGUAUCAUCCUCCACCUCCACCAAUGCCUCCUCCUCCUGCAGUGACUGUAACAACCUCCAAACUCCCUAAUGUUUCUGAAAGUCGUCACCGCAAACUGCCGCGGAAGCUUCCACACAUUCUCUCUGAGUCUAGCGUUUGUUCCACGCCUAGAAGCGAGUUUCCAAACUGGUUCUUUCCAACAGCGCAUCAAACUCUUUCCACAGCUUCGGAAACUUCAUCUGUUUGGAAUUGGGAGAAUUUUCAUCCACCUCCAUCUCCACCAAGUUCGGAAUACUUCCGGCAACGUUCUCAACCGCCGAACCACAAUCCAGAAUGUUCAAAUUUCGAAGUUCCGGGAUUCGAUUCAUCAUCAGAAUCCUUUCACAACACAUUCCACUCGAAAGUUCAUCUUCAGAAUCUUGAAAUUAAAACUACAAAUGCUGAUCCUCAAAAUCAACAGCAACGGAACCUUUCAGAUGCAGAAGAUACCGCGAGCGAGAGAUCCGAACCAGAACCAGAUCGUUCAGAAACGGAACGUGAGGAGGUUCGGUGCAGUGAUUGGGAGGGCUGUUACGGCUCAACAAGUUCAUCGGAUAGAGAGGAAGUAAUCGCCGGAUUGAGAUCAUCAGUGAAACCGGAGUCAGUUGCCGACGGCGAUGUCCCGGCCAGAGAAGACAAGAAGAGCGGCGAGGAAGUUAUUGAGGAAAAGGUUAUGAUGAAGCAUAAGGAUUUAAAAGAGAUUGUAGAUGUGAUAAAAGAGAACUUUGAGAAAGCGGCGGUUGCCGGAGAUAAGUUAUCGGCGAUGCUACAGAUUAGCAGGGCACAACUCGAUCGGAGUUUCAGUCAAUUGAAAAGAAUAGUGUAUCACUCGAGUAAUUUACUGAGCAGAGUAAACUCGAGUUGGACUUCAAAACCGCCAUUGGCAGUUAAGUACCGGUUCGAUGCCGGUUCGCUGGAAAGACCGGGCGGUCCGAAGAGUCUCUGCUCCACUUUGGACCGUCUUUUGGCUUGGGAAAACAAACUCUGUGAAGAAGUGAAGGGCAGAGAAAGUGUUAAGAUUGAACAUGAAAGGAAACUGUCAGCUCUGCAGAAUCAAGAAUGCAAAGGAGGUAACGAUGAAACAAAGGUAGACAGAACCAAGGCUACCAUUACAAGGUUACAGUCCCUAAUUAUUGUAACAUCUCAAGGUGUGUCUACUACCUCAGCUGCCAUUAAUGAUCUUAGAGACUCUGAUCUUGUUCCUCAGCUUGUUGAACUUUGUCACGGAAUCAUUUACAUGUGGAGAUCAAUGCACCAGUACCAUGAAACUCAAAGCAACAUUGUACAGCAAGUCCGCGGCCUUGUGAACCGAUCUUCAAAAGGUCACUCAACAUCUGAAUCACACAAACAGGCAACUAGAGAUCUCGAAUUAGCUUUGUCAGCUUGGCACUCAAGUUUUAUCCGAAUCAUAAAAUUUCAAAGAGACUUUAUUCUAUCUAUACAUGGAUGGUUUAAGCUGAACCUUAUUCCAGUCACAAAUGACAACAACAACAUCAAAAGCAUUGAACCAUCUGUUGCAUUUUCCUUUUGUGAUGAAUGGAAACUAGCCCUCGACCGUGUUCCAGACACGGUUGCUUCAGAAGCAAUCAAAAGCUUCAUCAAUGUUGUCCAUGUGAUAUCUGUUAAGCAAUCUCAAGAGCUCAAGAUUAAAAAGAAAACCGACACUGCUUACAAGGAGCUUGAGAAAAAAUCUUCAUCUUUAAGAAACAUAGAAAAGAAGUUUUACAAUUCAUAUUCUAUGGUUGGUAUUGGAAUAAUUCCAAACUCUGUAGAUCAUAUUGGACAAGGCUUGGAUGCAAGAGACCCUCUUGCUGAGAAAAAAUUGGAACUUGAAGCUUGUCAAAGACGCGUCGAAGAUGAAAAAAUGAAACAUUCAAAAGCUGUUGAGGUUACUAGAGCCAUGACACUUAACAAUUUACAGACAGGUUUACCUGGGGUGUUUCAGGCAUUGACAAGUUUUUCUUCUUUAUUCAUUGAGGCUCUUGAGUCAGUUUGUGACCGUUCAUAUGCCAUCAAGUAG
Molecule: messenger RNA, 2274 nt
Organism: Lathyrus sativus (Indian pea)
Lineage: Eukaryota; Viridiplantae; Streptophyta; Magnoliopsida; Fabales; Fabaceae
Source: the annotation of a GenBank genome assembly